AUGUCUGAAGCGCCCGCCGCCACCACCGAGAAGUUCACGCUCGACGUCUUCCCCUCAGCCCCGAUUGCAGAGGUUUCUCCGCUGAUCUAUUCGGGCUUCAUCGAGCAUCUCGGGCGCUGCAUCUACGGCGGCAUCCUUCCCGCGCGUCCUACUGACUGGCCCCAUACGGCGCGUAAACCAUGCCCGCCUGAACACUUCGUUGAGACGCCCAAGAACUUGCUUACGCCUGAGGGCUUUCGCGCGGACGUGAUUGAGUGCAUUCGCGAUGAGCUGAACGUGCCUAUGAUGCGCUGGCCGGGUGGGAACUAUGUCGCCACUUAUCAUUGGGAAGAUGGUGUUGGGCCGCAAGAGACCAGGCGUAAGCGGCCAGACUUGGCUUGGGGUGGGGAAGAGCCGAACUCCUUUGGAACCGAUGAAUUCAUUCAAUGGUGCCGUGUGGCGAAGACUGAACCCUAUCUCUGCUUCAACAUGGGUACCGGUACUCUGGAGGAGGCCCUGAAUUGGGUGGAGUACUGCAAUGGUACCGGCGAUACCUACUAUGCCAACUUACGCCGCAAGAACACCGGUCAUGAUGAACCUCACAACGUCAAGUACUGGGGAAUUGGAAACGAAUGUUGGGGACCGUGGAUUGUUCGCCAACAGACGGCAGAGGAGUAUGCUGCUGCCUGUCGCCAAUGGGCGCAUGCGCUGAAGCUCGUAGACCCUUCGCUUAUCCUUGUGUCAUGCGGUCAAACUGGCCUUGACGAAUGGGAUAACGUCGUCCUAGGGCGCAACAUCGACAAGGUUCAGUUACACAGCAUCCAUCUCUACACGUCCUUCGGCCCCCGCAACCGUUCGGACAAGACUGAGGAAUACAACCGCGCUGUAUACGGACCCACCGCCGCCGAGCAUGGUAUUGAGAUUGCGCGAGGUCUUAUCGAAAAGGCGACUGUCGAACAUACCGCGAAGGUCGACGCCGCGCCAUCCAUUGUACCCGGAGAGAACAUUGUACCCCGCGUACGACUCGCAUUCGACGAAUGGGGCGUCUGGGAUGAGCUUGUUGGUACACCUGAGAAUGGUCUCCAGCAGCCAUACGAUCUCAAGGACGCGCUCGCGUUCGGCGCGUGGCUGAACGUCUUUGUCCGUCAAUCCGCCUCCAUCGGCCUCGCAUGCCUCGCACAAGCCGUAAACGUCAUUGCGCCUCUCAACACGCGACCCACGGGCGUACUCCGUCACCCGACGUACCACGUUCUUCGCCUGUACUCGCAAUAUAUGCGUGGUACAGCCGUUCGCGUCGCUUUCGGAGGGUCUGCUCCUGGACCGACGUACUCCGGCGUAACGCUGCCAGAAUGGGCUGGCCGAGUCCGCGGUGCCGCGGACGUGCUUGAUGCGAGCGCGGUACUCGUCGAGAAGAACGGCGUGCGCAAGUUGCGUAUCGCCGUCGUAAAUCGCGACGCGGACGCGGACUUGACCGUACCUUUACGCAUCGCGUUUGAGACGCCGAAGGGAAAGUGCACCGUGCACGAAGUCUGGCAUGCCGAUGCAUGGGCACGCAACGAGUGGGAUAACCCGGAUAACGUCUCCAUCAAGACAUCCGAGAAGGACUGGACAUCUUCUCAUACGUUCAAAGCUCAUUCGUUCACAUUGAUAGAACUCGCGCUGUAA
Peniophora sp. CBMAI 1063 is the source of this 1644-nucleotide messenger RNA. The record is from the annotation of a GenBank genome assembly. NCBI's taxonomy places the organism in Eukaryota, Fungi, Basidiomycota, Agaricomycetes, Russulales, Peniophoraceae.